Molecule: messenger RNA, 1749 nt
Organism: Mauremys mutica (yellowpond turtle)
Lineage: Eukaryota; Metazoa; Chordata; Testudines; Geoemydidae
Product: elongation factor 1-alpha-like
Exons: 7
Biological process (GO): translation; translational elongation
Molecular function (GO): GTPase activity; translation elongation factor activity; GTP binding
Source: RefSeq, a predicted model, not a curated record
GAGCCCAGCGGUGCCUGUAACGCUGCUGCGUCCCUGAGGGGAGCGGCCUGGCCCAGCAGGUGCGGGCCCGCGCCCAUCAGCGCGCCCUAUAAAGGCGGAGCCGGCGGCGGAGGCGCCUCCAGCGAUCCCGGCAGGAUGGGGGAGCCGGAGUCGGAGCCGGUUCGCAAGACCCACAUGAACAUCGUGAUCAUCGGCCACGUGGACUCGGGUAAAUCCACCACCACCGGCCACCUCAUCUACCAGUGCGGGGGGCUGGAGCCCCGGCUGCUGGAGAAGCUGGAGGCCGCGGCUAGCCAGGUGGGGAAAGGCUCCUUCAAGUUCGCCUGGGUGCUGGACAAGCUGAAGGCGGAGCGGGAGCGGGGCAUCACCAUCGACAUCUCGCUGUGGAAGUUCCACACGCGCCGCUUCUCCAUCACCAUCAUCGACGCGCCGGGCCACCGCGACUUCAUCAAGAACAUGCUGACCGGCACCUCCCAGGCGGACGCCGCGGUGCUGAUGGUCUCGGCCGCGCCCGGGGAGUUCGAGGCCGGCGUGUCCCGGCAGGGGCAGACCCGCGAGCACGCCCUGCUGGCCUAUACCCUGGGCGUCAAGCAGCUGCUGCUCUGCGUCAACAAGAUGGACCUGACCGAGCCGCCCUACAGCCAGCGGCGCUUCGAGGAGGUGGUGCGGGGCGUCAGCCUCUACCUGCGCAGGAUCGGCUACAGCCCCGCCGCGGUGCCCUGCGUGCCGGUGUCCGGCUGGGCCGGCGAGAACGUCACCCUGCCCAGCGCCAAGAUGCCAUGGUUCAAAGGCUGGAAGGUCAAACGGAAGGAAGGCUUUGGGAAGGGGCAGACACUCCUGGAAGCGCUAGAUUCUCUCCUGCCUCCUGUGCGGCCCAGUAACAAACCCCUGAGGGUGCCUCUGCAGGACGUCUACAAGAUCGGAGGAAUUGGCACUGUACCAGUGGGGAAGAUAGAGACAGGCAUCCUCAAGCCGGGCAUGAACAUCUCCUUUGCCCCUGCAAACCUCUCGGCAGAGGUCAGAACCAUUGAAAUGCACCAUGAGCCACUGCAGGUGGCUUUUCCUGGUUAUAAUGUGGGCUUCAACAUAAAGAACAUUGCAGUCAAGAACCUGAGACGGGGCUAUGUAGCUGGCAACUCCAGGAGUGACCCCCCAGCAGCAGCAGCCCACUUCACUGCUCAGGUGAUCAUCCUGAAUCAUCCUGGCUUUAUCAAGGCUGGCUACUCCCCAGUGGUAGACUGUCACACUGCUCAUGUCACCUGCCAGUUUGCUGAGCUCUUUGAGAAGAUUGACCGUCGAUCUGGGGAGAAGCUGGAGGACAAUCCCUCCGUGCUGAAGUCUGGAGACUCUGCUACCAUCAGACUUGUACCUAAGAAGCCUCUGUGUGUGGAGCGGUUUUUUGACUAUCCCCCUUUAGGUCGCUUUGCAGCUCGGGACUUGAAGCAGACUGUUGCUGUUGGAGUCAUCAAAUCUGUGGAAAAGAAGCCUGCGGGUGUCACUAGAAAACAGGCGCAGAAAGCUCUGCUUAUUAAGUGAAAUGGGUUCUUUUCCCUUUUUUGUUUAAAGCCAAUUUAAUUGAAAGAUGCCUUUAAUGUAAUAAGGUUAAUUUGAGAUGGACUUUUGUUUUGCUUAACUCCAAAUUGGGAUGAUUGUUUUAUGGUUGGUUCAGAGCCAGCAACAUUAUCUGAACAUUAAAAGCCUCUUCAUCUCAGAGGCCUGCAUCUAGUUUAAUAAAGAAAUCAUUUGAGA